UUGACCGAUGUCUUCAGAACAUAACAAAACAGAGGGGUUGAGGUUUGAUUCCUCCUCCUCCCCGCAGCAGGUUUCGCUUUGGGAAGACCAGAGACAAGCCUAUUGCCAGCCAGCCUACUGUUGCGCCGAUGCGGAGAGCACCGCGCGGUGGACAGUCAAUCGCAAUGCAAAAUAUGAACGCACUGUAGGCUUCUACGGUUCUUCUUCAACAACAACAACAUCGUUUUCCGCACGGACAGCACGCUUCCUUACUGCUAAAGGAGGAUUUUUUUUCCGGUUGGGUUUGCGCGUUUGGAGUGAAAAUGCCCUUCUGCAAGCGCACAAUAGUUCCCAAGGAUGUCUGUAAAAACGACGCGAAGAGGCAAACUGCGAUUUUCGGGGACUUGGUUGACGUUUGCGGGUUCACACUAUGUUCGGUGCUCCGACAGCUCUCGGAUUUAUCCCGGCACUCCGUCAGCAUCUUGGAAGAGCUCGAGGGCGAGCUCGUGUCUAUCUGUCACCGGUCGGGCACGCUCGAGGGCAAAGUGAUCCGUUUACAGCGACACAUCGCUGCGCUCGCCAGUAAGCCACCGCCAAAGACCAACACCAACUUGGACGCAGAGUCGAAGCGUAGUGCGGCUUCGUCGUCGACGGCGACAUCGGCCCACUUCCGGUCUCCAUGGCAACAGAGCGUGAAUGUGUUUGGCUCGUGGAGCAGGCCGGACUGUGUUCAGGAGCUCCAUCAGGAGGCUCAGCUUAACCUGCAGAGCCUGCUGCAAGACUUUGAAGAGCAGCUGUAUGACACCAAGCUAACAGGCCAGACGUUCCGCCACCCAACAGCUUCAUCCCAGAGUUCUGACGACACGUCCACCACCCUCAGUCGCUCCCCUGUCUCCCUCAACAACAAGAGACCUGAAUUCAUCUUCCUGCCGGCGUCUAAGGGGCAGGUGUGUGAGGAGGAUGAGACCUCCUCAGUAAGUAUCAGUAGGGGUACAGACCCGUCCCCCUCUCCUUCCCCAUCCCCCUGUGGGUCAGAUCGCCCUCUAGUGGGGUGGAGCAGCACCUCCCUGGGACCCCCCGUGGCCGAGAAACCUCGUUGGCACCUGGGACGACGCACCCCCGCUCACCUGCUAUCCCUCGACAUCACAGGUGAGGGUAAACUCUUGGGCGUAGACCUCCUCCAGGGAUCCUGUUCCCCCUCUCCGUCCCUGGGCUGUGGUGGAGGAGGCCAGCCCCGGUCUCUGGAGCCUGUCACAGACACCCCUGUCCAGCACAUACCCCUGAGAAAGACCCAUAGUGACCUGGACCCCAGCUUCAGCCUUCCCCAGUCCCCCAGGAACCCCCCUCCUACCCUGGGCACCAUGGACCACUCUGCCGCCCUCCUCUGCUCCAACUCCCCCUCUCAGUCCUGGAACGGCCCCAAGGGCUCCACCUUCUCCCCGGGAGCCUGGAACGAGGCCUAUAGUUAUAGUUUAGCUCCAAGUCCGCUGGGGAAGGGACCGGCGACCAUGCCCAAGGGAGCAAGGAUGGUGGGGAUGGUUGCGGGGCAGGGUGGGGAGUUGAUGUGCCCCUCUCAGACCAGUUUGGGACUCUCCGUGAGCUCGGGGUCGCAGUCUCACUCUAGUUCGUUCACGUCAAUAUCAGAACCUUCCGGACACAGGCACCCAGGCACCAUAGGGAUGAUGAUGGGGAGGCGGAGCGAGACAGAGGGGGCGGCAUCUAGCCCCACUGACGAACGGAGUGGUCUGGAGAGAGGGAUGGGAGGAGGCGAGAGAAGGGAGAGGUCGGCGCGUUCUGUCGCCGCCGCCAAUGCAUUUAAGUUCCGUGAGCGUUCUCUUUCCACGCCGACGGAUUCCGGCUCGUUCUGCUCCACGGAUAACAUCUGCGGCGGGAUGUACGGCCUCGGUGGACUACCUGGAGCCGGUAAUGGGACAAACGGGAACGGUGGCAGCGUUUUAACAGAGAUGCGCCACCCACACCACCAUUACCCUGGCGGCGAGGGGGGUGAGAGGGGCGAGAGCUAUGCCCUCUUCUACCCCAGCGGGAGCUCCGAGGAUGGGAGCAACAGCAUUGACAACGUCUCCGUAACCGACGGCAACUUCCCCCCGGGCGGUCGCCUACGGUUACGUUCUCGCUCCAUCUCGCUGAAGAAGUCCAAACGCAAACCCCCUCCACCCGUCCGGAGCGUCUCGCUCGUGAAGAAUUUAGGGGACGCCGAGGGGCGCGUGCAUGGCUACAACGGAGGGCACUACCGGGACGGCCGCCCCAAAUCCCUACACAUCCCCCGGGAACACCUCCAGGACUUCCAGCCAGACUUCCUCCUUCCCUCCUCCUCCCUCUCCAAGGCCGAUCUGGAGGAGCCUGAGCUGGGCCACGGCGGCGUGGACGGACCCCCUAGCCUCGAGGUCCACGGACCAGACACAACAGAGCUGUCCUUCCCAGCCCACUGGCAGCUGGAGGAGUGGAAAGCUUCUGACCCCUACAGGUCGUUGUCUGGGUCUAGUACAGCCACAGGGACGACUGUUAUAGAGUGCAUGAAGGUUCGGGGCAGCUCCGAGUCUCUCCUGGACUCUCCCUCCACCUCCAGAGCCACCUCCCCCUCCCUGCUCUCCAUUGAGGCAGAGUCGACCAAAGCUUCCUCCCCCUUCAAGCCACCAGGACUCAUGUCCCCAUCCAGCGGCUACUCUAGCCAGUCAGAAACUCCGACGCCCAUCACCCCCUCCAACCAGGUGGCAGGAACACCAACAGGGCCCGCCUGCACGUUGGGGUGUAAGAUGCGCCCCAAAAUCCCAGAGAGGAAGUCUUCGUUGCCAGCUACAUCACCACGGGACCCUGCCGCCCGAUCGAGGCUGUCCUUCGAGAUGCCGGUUAACGCUCAUCUGGAUUUGUCCUCCAUCAAACCAAAACAGAAGGCCAGCCGGCGCCAUUCUGACACGUCCACCGCCACUAAGCCUGGUAAACUGAGUGUCGGCAGCCAAUCAACUCUCCCAGUGGUGACCACGAAUGAGCUCCGGAACAUCCGCCUGCGUUCUGUCUCCCGUACUGACCUGGAGGACUGCCUUGAUGGAGCCUCUAAUGACAUCAUUGAGGAGGAGCAGGGUCGUGACCUUUCCCCCCCUCCUGUCACCCCCGGUUGCAUCCCCGGCCCCCUCGUUGCCCCCAGACCCAAACCCCCUGUGGCUUUCAAGCCCCCAUUACCCAAACGCCCCCUCAACAUCCUCCUCAAGUCCCCCUCCUCCUCCCCCGUCGCUUCCGAUCCCCCUGCCUCCCCUGUUGACCCUCCCCGGCCCAUGCCUAACCCCAGCAUCUACAUGGUGGUAGGUAGGAAGCCCAAGCUGAAGAAAGUCUUCCCUCACACCCCCACCAGCCCCUUUAGACCCCAGGAACAUCCCCAAACCUUCCCCCUCCACUACCCCCAGAGCCUCUACGAUGCCCCUUCCUUCCCCCACACCCGGUCCCUGUACGAUCUGCCUCCUCUCCCCCUGCCCCAGCCCCUCCUGGAGGACCCCUCCAUGGAGCCAGAGUUCAACCCUGACUUGGAGCUCCAUCUUGGGCCUGAGGAUGGAGGGUCUCUCCCCUCUCCCUGCAGUAACCAGGAAGUGCUGGAGACUCAGGAUAAGAGCAAGUCUCUACCUAGCAGGAUGACCAUAUCCUGUCUGGCUGAAUUGGACAAGAAGAAACCCAAGGUUCCUCCGCCGGUUCCAAAGAAGCCCAACGUCCUGCUUCUUCCCUCCAACGGUACCACCGACAGACAGGGAACACAGACAGACUGCCCUGCCGCCCUCCGCUCUCCCGUUGGAGCGUUCCCACCAGAAGAGAUUCCCGGGACAGAGGAAAAUGACCUGGGAAUAGGGACGGAUGAGGAAAGCUCCAUGGAGUCUUCAUUACAGGACUCUUCUUUUACAGACGUGGAGGGGAGGCUCAGCAUUACAGAGACAGGCAGAAGUGAUGAUGCGGAGAGUGUUGAGGAGAGCAGUUCGGUCGUUAGUGACAAGACGGAACUCCACAUCACAGAGGAAAUGGAUGAUGAUGUCAGAGGACACACACCUACCACACACACCACAGAGGACCUGUUCACCAAAAUACACAGGUCAAAAAGGAAAGUCCUGGGCCGUAAGGAACCAGGGGACUCGUUCGGCAGCCGCCAGAGUCUGGUUUCCCCGGUGAAGCACAGCACCAGUGGUGGUGACCUCCGAACCCUGACCCUGGGCUCGACCCCGCGCUCCACCUCGCGGAAUGACAACUUCAUAGCCCUGCUCCAAAAGAAGGGCAGCAAGUCCAGCACGGGAGGGGCCAGAGUCUCUGCUAUGGAACUCCUCAAGAGCACAAACCCCCUCGCACGACGCGUCACAGAAUUCUCCACCUCGGCAGACGGAGGAGGUGAUAUGACCACCGGGAAUAAUGGAACCAGAAUGCCUCAGGACCAAUGAGAGUUUUUAAACCACUUGUCCCAGGUCAUCCCCAUCUCUCUAUCUCUCUCUAUCUCUCUCUCUCUCUUAUCUCCUGAGAAAGUAGUUUGAAUCUAGUUAUAGACUUUUCGAUCGGACUAUUGAUGGGAGAAAGGAACAUUCAACCAGACCACUCAACCACUGAUUGACCUUUCACGAACGUUUAUUAACUGGCCAAUGGUUGGUCACAAUGGUCACCAAAGGAGUUCUGUUUAUGACGCCGUCCGUUCCAUCAUUAAGGGGUAUUAUUUUUGGAGGUCUCCUUCAGUCUAAAGGAGAACGUUAGGAUUGUUAAUGUCAUGCUUCAACACACUAUGUUUUUUUAAACGAGAGAGAGACUAUACUAGGGAAAGUUUGAUUGGAUAAUAGACCUGGGUACAUCGCAGGCCUGUGCUUGAUGGCGACAGAUGCCACACUAGUCUUUUGAAGACAUGGGGCGAGUGUGUGUGUCAUAUUUUCUGUCCCUCGCGCAACAACAACGACAACAAAACUACAACGGUUUAAGUCAAACAUUCCACGGGAAGAUUGACAGUUGGACAUGGUACCAAGCCCCGACCCUUUAUGUUUGAAUCAAAGCACUUUGGCGACUGCCUGCCGAGGUAGUUUACAACAACGAGGAAAACAACAACGCCUUUGUCCUCCCUGUUAUUCGUUUGUUUAUGUUUCUCUUUUCAUACGCGAUAGAAGGCCAUAUAAAUGUACAAAGAUAUACAUACAUUCCGUAUAAACUGAAAAGAUCUAUGGAGAGCCACAGUGUAUAGUAGUACUACUAACAGUAGUAGUAUAAUAGUACUACACUAGUACUAACAGUAGUAGUAUAAUAGUACUACACUAGUACUAACAGUAGUGGUACAAUAGUACUACAGUAGUACUAACAAUAGUACUAACAGUAGUGGGACAGAAGUACUACAGUAGUACUAACAGUAGUAGUAUAAUAGUACUACACUAGUACUAACAGUAGUAGUACAAUAGUACUACAGUAGUACUAACAAUAGUACUAACAGUAGUAGGACAGAAGUACCACAGCAGUACUAACAGUAGUAGUACUACAGUAGUACUAACAGUAAUAUGGCUACUGUAGUACUAACAGUAGUAGGCUACUAUGUGAUACACCUCACAGCACACAACAGGAUCAAACCAACUGAACUGAAGGAGCGACGCUAUGGAACACAAUCCCAUGAACCCUUACCCACGGAUCUCCCCGCACUGCCGUCAGAGUGUGUGUGUACUUGCGUGCGUGUGUGUGUGUGUGUGUAUACAGGAAAUGAUAACCAAACACAGCAAGGGAGGUGUGAAUGAUGGAGGGCACAGAAUUGAACCCUGUGGAUAUUUCUUAACAGAGAGUAUGAUACAGGGUUGGGUUUAUUUAACAGGGUUUAGACUGGUUUCUGUUAGGACCAAAGGACUGCCAUAAACAGACCAGUGGAGACGUGUUUGUGUGUGUGUG
This is a messenger RNA of Oncorhynchus masou masou (cherry salmon), 5874 nucleotides long. Its product is annotated as NHS-like protein 2. Gene Ontology annotation, biological process: cell differentiation. The record is from RefSeq and is a predicted model, not a curated record. Lineage: Eukaryota; Metazoa; Chordata; Actinopteri; Salmoniformes; Salmonidae.